Molecule: messenger RNA, 1280 nt
Organism: Setaria italica (foxtail millet)
Lineage: Eukaryota; Viridiplantae; Streptophyta; Magnoliopsida; Poales; Poaceae
Product: transport and Golgi organization 2 homolog
Exons: 5
Coding region: 96-896 (266 amino acids)
Source: RefSeq, a predicted model, not a curated record
UGCGCAUAGAGAAUCAUCAGCCAAACACAAAAGAUAUAGUUGCGAAACAAGCGAGUUACUUACAACCAGCUAAGGAGUAGAAAACACCUGAAGCCAUGUGCAUAGCUGCAUGGAUUUGGCAAGCUCACCCUGUGCACCAGCUCCUGCUCCUGCUCAACAGAGAUGAGUUCCACAGCAGGCCUACAAAGGCAGUAGGAUGGUGGGGAGAAGGCUCAAAGAAGAUUCUUGGAGGCAGGGAUGUGCUUGGUGGAGGAACAUGGAUGGGGUGCACCAAGGAUGGCAGGCUCGCAUUCCUGACCAAUGUGCUUGAGCCAGAUGCCAUGCCCGGCGCACGAACUAGGGGAGACCUGCCCCUCAGGUACCUGCAGAGCAACAAGAGCCCACUUGAAGUUGCAACUGAAGUGGCAGAAGAAGCUGAUGAAUACAAUGGCUUCAACCUCAUACUAGCUGAUCUAACCACAAAUAUUAUGGUCUAUGUGUCAAACCGGCCCAAGGGGCAGCCCACGACAAUUCAACUCGUCUCACCAGGACUCCAUGUGCUGUCCAAUGCAAGGCUAGAUAGCCCUUGGCAGAAGGCAAUUCGCCUUGGCAAAAACUUCAGGGAGCUUCUUAUGAAGCAUGGUGAUGAUGAGGUUGAAGUGAAGGAUAUAGUUGAGAGGCUAAUGACUGACACUACAAAGGCUGACAAAGAUACACUGCCAAACACUGGUUGUGAUCCCAACUGGGAGCAUGGUCUGAGCUCCAUUUUCAUCGAGGUGCAAACUGACCAAGGGCUCUAUGGGACACGAAGCACAGCAGUUUUAUCAGUGAACUAUGAUGGUGAAGCUAGCUUGUACGAGAAGUACCUCGAGAGUGGUAUAUGGAAGGAUCACACGGUGAAUUACCAGAUAGAUUAAGGGUCGAACUCGAAAAGCUGGCAGCCUCAAAUAAAUACAGAGAUGAAGCAGAUGCAAUUGUGAAUGUCAUUCUUUCCAUAAUCACCUUCACGGUGAUCUAAGAUCCCCAAAUGAUACCGAUUAAACUAUUUAUUGUAAGCAGAUUUGUGACUUGAAGGAAAAAAACUAUCAAUCAAAAGGUUGAUUUUUUAUUAAAAAGAUACAGACUUCAAGUCAGAUCAAUUUUCUUGGCCCUGUUUACUCCAGAUCUUAGCAAGCUAUUAAAUGUUGAGAGUUGUUGUACUAAAGGUUAAUCUGUAACCUAACUCAAUUGUAGAUGCUAGUACCUAUUUAAGGUACUGAAAUUAUAGAAUAUGCAUAAAGAAAUGCAUCCGGUGUACCUCA